This is a messenger RNA of Stomoxys calcitrans (stable fly), 1420 nucleotides long. It is a transcript of the gene CstF50, whose product is annotated as cleavage stimulation factor subunit 1. The coding region runs from base 52 to 1329 and encodes 425 amino acids. Gene Ontology annotation, biological process: mRNA 3'-end processing. Gene Ontology annotation, cellular component: mRNA cleavage stimulating factor complex. The transcript is spliced from 3 exons. The record is from RefSeq and is a predicted model, not a curated record. Gene Ontology annotation, molecular function: RNA binding; protein binding. Lineage: Eukaryota; Metazoa; Arthropoda; Insecta; Diptera; Muscidae.
UUAUUUUUGUUAGGCAUUGUGAGCAAGAGAUUGAAUUGGAACUGCCUAAAAAUGCGUGAUAUACAGAUAUUGGAUCCCAGAAAUCUGGUUAAAAACCGGGAAAUACUAUAUAGAUUGAUCAUAAGCCAACUUAUGUAUGAUGGUUUGGAAAAAUUUGCCAUGGAAUUGUCCAUGUUGGUUAAGGCAGAUGAGUGUACACCCAGCGAACGUCUUUUACAUGUAAUGAUAGCAGGCAUGCAGACUUUGUCCGACAAGGAACCAGCACCUAAAGAUGAUGUGCUGCCAUGCAUAGACUUGGAGUUUGAACCUGAUGCUGCCGCUAUGGCUCCGGAACCGGCUUCGUAUGAAACCGCUUAUGUGACAUCACACAAAGCUUCAUGCAGGGCGGGAGCUUUCAGCCAUGAUGGUUCUUUGGUUGCAACUGGUAGUCAAGAUGCUAGCAUUAAGAUUUUGGAUGUGGAACGUAUGUUGGCCAAAUCAGCACCCGAGGAAAUCGAUACAGGGCGAGAGCAACAAGGUCAUCCGGUUAUACGCACGCUUUACGAUCACACGGAUGAGGUAGCAUUUUUGGAGUUUCAUCCAAAGGAGCACAUACUAGCCUCAGGUUCUCGAGAUGGAACGGUAAAGUUAUUUGACAUUGCCAAGCCCUCUGUGAAAAAGGCUCAUAAGGUAUUUACGGAUUGUGAACCAGUAACAUGUUUGGCCUUUCAUCCGACGGGUGAUUAUAUGGCAAUUGGAACGGAACAUUCUUUACUAAGAGUUUAUGAUGUCCAAACAGCUCAAUGUUUUGUUAGUGCAAUAGCAUCGCAGCAUCAUAAUGGUUCCAUAACUUGUGUACGCUUUGCUCCUACUGCAAAAUUGUAUGCCAGUGGAAGUAUUGAUGGUUGUAUUAAAAUUUGGGAUGGGGUAAGUGGUCGCUGUAUCAAUACCAUACCGGAUGCGCAUGGUGGUGCUGAAAUAUUUUCGGUACAAUUUACCCGGAAUGGAAAGUAUUUGCUAUCUUCCGGCAAAGACUCGUUGGUUUAUCUUUGGGAAUUAUGUACUAGUCGUCCCAUUCAAACAUAUACUGGCGCUGGCACAACUGGCAAACAGGAGCAUAACACCCAAGCCGUAUUUAAUCAUACAGAAGAUUAUGUGCUCUUUCCCGAUGAAGCCACGACAUCUUUGUGCUCUUGGAAUUCUCGCAAUGGUAGCCGUUUGAAUCUAAUGUCUUUGGGCCACAAUGGUCCUGUACGUUUCAUAACACAUUCACCUAAUUCACCAGCAUUCCUUACAUGUUCCGAUGAUUUCCGUGCAAGAUUUUGGUAUAGACGUACAACUAACCAGUAGACUGUAAAGCGAAUUGAAUAAUCUUUAUGGAACAAUGCUAUGUAUGUGUUUAGUUUAAGACUUCAAAUAUAAAAUUAAAUAAUGACUUUAA